AGAGUGAAAGUGUCUCAGGUUGCGCUAAGUGGCCUGAAAUUUUCCCGAGCCCGCGCGAAAGCCGAGGCAGCGAAGGCGCGCGGACCGGGAGGGAGGGAGCGCAGGAGGCCCUGCCCGGCCCGGCCUCCCGCCCCUCACUCAUGCGGCUCGGGCCGCGGGGCUGCGCGGGGCUCAGCGGGGGCGCAGCCGCUCGCCCGUGGGGCGCCCCGGCCCGCAGCGGGGCGGCGGCCUGGCGCGGGGAGCCCCGGGGCGGGCGGAGCGCAGCGCGGGCCCACGGCCCUCCAUGUGCGUGCUGGCGGCUGCGGGCGCGCUGAGAACCCGCGCCCAGCAGCCUCGAGGGUCGGCCGGGACCGGCGGGUGGCAACGGCCGAGCAGUGGCUGCCCGAGCGGGCCCGAGCGGCAGUGAGCGCGGGCGGCGCGCUGCCUGCAUGCGCGCGGCAGCGGCGGAGGCGGCGGCGCCGGAGCCCGAGGCUGCUGACCACCAAAAGGAGCGCGGAGUUGCACGGACGUCCCGGGUCCCCGGAGUGGUGCGGUGACCAUCUAGAGUCCGGUGCGUCGCCAAGACCGGGACCCGCUUCCGUUGAAUCGCCCGGCGUCCCUGCCGGCGGGGAGACUGGUGAUUUGCUAACGCACUCCGUGGAUCCGAACGUGGCUUGGCUCCGAGCGCGCCCGGCGACCUGUAGGACUCCAGCCCUGGCCACUGUCGCCGCUCGCACGCUCGGAGGACUCGGCUGCGUAGGAGCGCUCGGGGCUCGCUGUGUGCCGCGGAUCGGCCGGAGAUCGCUUUGGCGGUGGGCCGGUGGAGAGGCGAUUUGGGAUUUUCUGUGAAGUAUGGAGGAGAAGGAUUCCAAGCCCAGCGAGACGGCGGCGGAGGCGCAGAGACAGCCGGAACCCAGCUCCGGCGGCGGCUCUGGCGGCGGCAGCAGCCCGAGCGACUCGGACACCGGCCGCCGGCGGGCUCUGAUGCUGCCCGAGGUCCUACAGGCGCCAGGCAACCACCAGCAUCCACAUCGCAUCACCAACUUCUUCAUCGAUAACAUCCUGCGGCCUGAGUUUGGCCGCCGAAAGGACGCGGGGACUUGCUGUGCGGGCGCGGGCGGAGCCAGGGGAGGCGAAGGCGGCGCUGGCACUACCGAAGGAGGCGGCGGCGGCGCAGGCGGAGCCGAGCAGCUACUGGGCGCCAGGGAGUCCCGACCGAACCCAGCGUGCGCACCCAGCGCGGGAGGAACGCUCUCCGCCGCCGCUGGCGACCCUGCGGUCGACGGAGAAGGAGGUUCCAAGACGCUAUCACUUCACGGUGGUGCCAAAAAACCCGGCGAUCCUGGGGGUUCCUUGGAUGGAGUGCUCAAAGCCCGGGGCUUGGGCGGCGGUGACCUGUCGGUGAGCUCCGACUCGGACAGCUCUCAAGCCAGCGCCACUCUGGGCGCGCAGCCCAUGCUCUGGCCCGCUUGGGUCUACUGCACGCGCUAUUCUGACCGGCCUUCUUCAGGCUCACAAAGCCGACUGGCCUUGAGUCGCGCUCGGCUUUGUGAGGAGCCAGCGAGUGAGUCCGCGCCAUACCAAGCCCUGGCGGCCCUGGGGAUCUUGCAUGAUGGCCCGCGUGGUUCGCCUCACAGCUUUCCUAGGCUUAACGAAAUCCCUUUCCUGACUGUCCCAGGUCCCGAAAACCAAAGAAGAAGAACCCUAACAAAGAGGACAAGCGGCCUCGCACAGCCUUCACUGCUGAGCAGCUCCAGAGGCUCAAGGCUGAGUUUCAGACCAACAGGUACCUGACAGAGCAGCGGCGCCAGAGUCUGGCACAGGAGCUCAGCCUGAACGAGUCUCAGAUCAAGAUUUGGUUCCAGAACAAGCGGGCCAAAAUCAAGAAAGCCACGGGCAACAAGAACACUUUGGCGGUGCACCUCAUGGCACAGGGCCUGUACAACCAUUCCACCACGGCCAAGGAGGGCAAGUCGGACAGCGAGUAGGGCGAGCAGGGCGGGUGGGCCGGCCGGCCGGCCAGGUCUAGGGCCGCGAGAAACAAUGCAAUAAUUUUAAAACCGUGAACAAAAGGCCAGUGUAUAAAGAUUAUACCAGCAUUAUCUGUGAAAAUCCAGUGUAUUAGCUAUGGUUCUACAAUAAUCUAUGUACAUAUAAUUUACAGGUGGUGUAAAAUCCAAAAAUCUGACUAUAAAAUAUUUUUGAGUUUUUUUUUUGUGUUUCAGAGGUUAUGCUAAUUUUAUGUUAUUAUUAUUUUUCUGCAAAGGGGACUGUUUAGGGUUUCAGAUCUUUCUUUCAUUUUUCUUUUCUCCCUUUUUUUAAUCCCUUAAAUUCCAUUAUGGGACAUUGGACACUUCUUCCCCCGAAAGAAAAAAAAUUUAAAACAACUUGCUGAAGUCCAAAGAUUUUUAUUGCUGCAUUUCACAGGACUGUGAACCGAAUAAAUAGCUCCUAUUUGGUCUGUGGGCUCUGCCGCUUGCUUUGUGCUGGCUCGGACAGCACUGUAGGAAGCGCCAGCCAGAGUGGUGAUGGAGAGCUCUGGUGGGGAGAGAGGGCGCAGUUCUUUGCUGAGGUCUGAGAAAGUCCUUGCAGGCCAGCAGCUCUCCCGGAACCUCUCCGCCUGCUUCCUACGCAGCCUCUCUUCUCAACCAUCUCAGAGGCCCGUGCUGGCAGCCACCGUGUGUCUGCGUCUGUGUCGAUGACCCCUGUCCGCCACAGCCCCGUAGCGACCUGCCAGCGCCAACUCUCCCGCCACCGUGGCCAGCGUUGGGGCCUGGGGAGCAGUGGGAGUGUGUCCUGAAGGCUUGAAGGCUUUGCUGCCGGGACAGCUAGCCCUGACCCAAAAGCCCUCACCGAGAUAGGCCUUGGGGCCUGGCAGAGCGAGUUGGAAUCAUCUUCCUUUCCUUUUUCUUCCCUCUUUUUUCUUUUUCAUUUAUUUUUGAAUGGUAAAUACAUGUAUGUGUACAUACUUGUGUAUGCAUGUGCACGCACACCCCAGGCCUGUGUGAAGCUGGGGUUCUGGAGCUCACAGCUACCUUGACUUUCAAAGGAACUCGAAUCCUCCCGAAUCUAGAGGACAUGUGUAAAUAAUCAUUUCUUAUCAUGUUUUUGUCUUUUUUGUUUUUUUUUAAAGAAAAUAUACAUUUUAUUUUUGAAGGUGUGGUACUGUGUAAAUUAAAUAUAUUCAAUAUAUCCUUCCAAGUAUAUAUAUAUAUAUAUAUAUAUAUAUAUAUAUAUAUAUAUAUAUACAAAAAACACAUUAUAUGUAACUCCACAAUGUCUUCUGUUUAGUGUAUGGGAAAAGGUGUCCAAACAUCCACCUGGGGCCAGCACAGUGGCCAGCGUGUUCUCAGGCUGCCUGCUGAGGACCGAUGGUGGAUUUCUCUCUUUGCCUUAAACCUCUUUAUUUCACUGCGCCAACACUUUCUCUUUGUACAUAUUCGUGCCAACCUUCUGAAAAGGAAGCUAUAAAAACAGAAGUUGUAAUUUAAGAGUCUGUGAAUAACCAUCUGCUGCUUGGGGGUCGGUGGAACACAUGCCUUUUAGCAGGAAGCAAAUCUGUCCUUUUUUAAGUUUAUAAAAUGUGCAUUUUACAGUAUCAAAUAUUUAUAAUCUUAUGAGAAAUGGGUGAAUGUUCCCUACUUAAAACUGUGGUUAUCAAAAUUGUGACCAUUCCAAUCUGUGAAUUUUUGUGUGUUUAAAUUCCUGAAAGUUACAUUAAAUAAAAAGAAAUAACUCUUUAAUAUAAAA
Messenger RNA from Mus musculus (house mouse), 3729 nucleotides. RefSeq names its product engrailed 2 (gene En2). Gene Ontology annotation, cellular component: fibrillar center; nucleolus; nucleoplasm. Gene Ontology annotation, molecular function: DNA-binding transcription factor activity, RNA polymerase II-specific; sequence-specific double-stranded DNA binding; DNA binding. Gene Ontology annotation, biological process: negative regulation of neuron apoptotic process; dopaminergic neuron differentiation; hindbrain development. Bases 832 to 1773 code for a protein of 313 amino acids. The transcript is spliced from 3 exons. The record is from RefSeq and is marked validated. NCBI's taxonomy places the organism in Eukaryota, Metazoa, Chordata, Mammalia, Rodentia, Muridae.